Messenger RNA from Octodon degus (degu), 1904 nucleotides. Its product is annotated as neuroblastoma suppressor of tumorigenicity 1. Bases 16 to 645 code for a protein of 209 amino acids. Gene Ontology annotation, molecular function: BMP binding; receptor ligand activity. The transcript has 3 exons. NCBI's taxonomy places the organism in Eukaryota, Metazoa, Chordata, Mammalia, Rodentia, Octodontidae. The record is from RefSeq and is a predicted model, not a curated record. Gene Ontology annotation, biological process: animal organ morphogenesis.
CAGGGUCAAGAUGCCAUGGUCCACGCUGAUACCUGGGUCCAGGCCGCCUCUCAGACUCACGCGGCCCCGCUCAGUUCUAGGGCUCUGGAGGCCACAGGCAUGAUGCUCCGGGUCCUGGUGGGCGCUGUGCUCCCUGCCCUGCUGCUGGCUGCGCCCCCACCCAUCAACAAGUUGGCGCUGUUCCCGGACAAGAGCGCCUGGUGCGAAGCCAAGAACAUCACCCAGAUCGUGGGCCACAGCGGCUGCGAGGCCAAGGCCAUCCAGAACAGGGCGUGCCUAGGACAGUGCUUCAGCUACAGCGUCCCCAACACCUUCCCGCAGUCCACAGAGUCCCUAGUGCACUGUGACUCCUGCAUGCCAGCCCAGACUAUGUGGGAGAUUGUGACCUUGGAGUGCCCUGGCCAGGAGGUGAUGCCCCGGGUGGACAAGCUGGUGGAGAAGAUCCUGCACUGCAGCUGCCAGGCCUGCGGCAAGGAGCCCAGCCACGAGGGGCUGAAUGUCUAUGUGCAGGCCGAGGAUGGACCAGGCUCGCAGCCGGGCGCCCACCCCCACUCCCACCCUCACCCCCACCCUGGUGGGCAGAGCCCUGAGCCCCAGGAGACUCCCGGGGCUCCCCAUGUUGAAGAAGAGGGGGCUGAGGACUGAGGCCCCCACUCUUCUCCUCCUCUCCACGGCCCCCCUGGAAUGCUGGGUCUCACCCUCUGGGGCAGAGUGAGGGGAGAGGCGGAAGAUCCCCUGGCACUGGAUGAACUCGGAUUCAGACUUGGACUUGGAAUGCUGUCUGGUUGCCGUGGAGACCUCCCGGGGAGGGGUUGGAGCCAAGCGUCACAAUUUAAUAUAUUGGAGAGUGGGGGGAGGAGGUAGAAGUCUUCAGGGCUCUUUUUGGAAGGGGGGAGGUCUUUCCUUUCUGCCUCAUAGAGGUGUGUCCUUGGGAGGGGGAGGAGGUCAACGAAGCUGCUGAGGCAUGGGGGAGGCCUUCCAAGACGGCAGGUGCAGGCCAAGGCCCGCCCAGCCCCUGCUGGGGCAGGAUCCCCAGGGGUGCGGCCAGAUGGUGCAGCCAGGGGCCCUGAGCUAAGGGUGGCACCAUGCCAGCAUCAGCCUGGCAGGAGGAGCAGGCGAGGAAGACCACUGUCAGAAGCCAGAGCUCCAGCCCCCAGAGGUUGCCCUACAGGCCUUCCCUGGGCACCCCAUCUCCAGACACGCAUCUACCCUGGGCACGAAGUGCCCCUCACCCAAUGGAGUGUUUUGGGAGUCAGGUCGGGCAGGACCCUGCUGACUCGGCACUAGGGCUAGGGCCAGGCCUUCUGGGCUUUGCUCUGGCUUUCUUGGCUUGCUUCAUGUUGGGGACAGUGGCCAGAAGCCUUCCUGGGGUCUGAGUUUGGGGUGAACCUCUCCCAGAAGAGGAUCCCUCCCUCAUGGACACUGCAGUGCGUCCUACUGCCCCUGCUUCAAGGUCCCUCAAAGAGCUUCCAGGGCCAGGGGAAGGUCUUGCUAAAUGUCUGGGGCUGAUGGGGUAGUCUCCCUACAAGAGGGUCCAAGCAGGACCAGAGUGGAUGCUGGCUGAGCCUCUAGGAACUUCGGGGCAGGGUGGCCCCUGUGGGUGACCCGUGGUGACCUCAGCUCUUUAGCUCCUCAAUCCUGCUCCCUACCCAGCUGCACUUUAAACCUAGAGGGGUGUGGGACCCGGGCCAGGGUGGGUGGGCAGGUGGUGAAGCUCCUCCUGUCCCCAAACUGCCCACACUGCUCUUGUAUGUGUGCCCAGGACGAUGGCGGCCCCCACCCCUACCCAGGGGUACCCAGCCCCUUGGCGCUUCCCAUGGACAAGAGCUUCUGUAGAGCUUGUAACCAGUAGAUGCCCCUGAAGGAUCCCGAGUCUUCUCACGAAUAAAUGCCUUCAAAGCCGG